Musa acuminata subsp. malaccensis (wild Malaysian banana) is the source of this 1321-nucleotide messenger RNA. RefSeq lists its product as uncharacterized. The record is from RefSeq and is a predicted model, not a curated record. Lineage: Eukaryota; Viridiplantae; Streptophyta; Magnoliopsida; Zingiberales; Musaceae.
GUUCGUGAAACACUUACGCCUUCCCCCUAGCCAACCUUUGAUACAGCGACUUCUCUCGCUGUGUUGAAGUCAUUCCUGCCCAUUCUAUUCUUAGAUCCCUCUCCCUUUCUCAUACAACCUGUCUUCCACACCGUCCUCGUUGUCAUCUCUCAUGAUGAACAGUGAAAUCUAUGGCCGACGCAUCUCUCUCCUCCUUUCCCUUUGAAUCCGACAGACAAUGUGUGUUCUUUCUCUCUCUUUCUCUCUCACUAUAUAUACAAUCAAUUAGCUCACUGAGAUUGGUAUAAUCCUCUAUACUGACAUGGGGAUCUGCAAGUCGUGCGAUGCGACGGGAGUGGCGGAGCCGGCGACGGCAAAGCUGGUGCUACAGGACGGGAAGCUACAGGAGUUUGAAAGGCCGGUGAAGGUGUCCCACCUGCUACAGAAGGACCCGACGUGCUUCGUGUGUGACUCCGACGGCAUGGUGUUCGACGGGUUAGUGAUGGCCGUGGAUGCCGACGACGAGCUGCAGCCCGGGCAGCUCUACUUCCUCCUCCCUGUCUCCAUGCUCCGGCGACCUCUCCACGCGGAAGAGAUGGCGGCGCUCGCAGUGAAGGCUAGCGCCGCCCUCGGGGCCGCUCGUGGUGCCUGCAGCCGCCACAGUAGAUCUGUGGCUCCUCUAACCUUCCACCCGGCAAUGCCCGCGGCUGCCGGCGGCGGUGCAAGUGGGAUGAUGGGAGGAGGGAAGAGUAGAGUAAAUUGUAAGAGGAGAGGUGGCAAGGGACGGGAUUUUGCGUCCAAGUUGAGUGCGAUCUCAGAGUAGAAGACAUGUACCGCAGCGAAAGAGAUUGAACAUGAACAUGAGACUACAAAAACCGAGCAUGCACGAGUGUUAGCAGUCGUAUAACAUCUAGUCGAUGGGGCUUAUGUGACAUCCGAUUACAGAGUAUCCGAACCUGAUUCAUGCGAAUGGGAUUCGAUCAAUAUAUAUAUCUAAUCAUGAGAAUAUUUCCGAUAGACUUUCAGUAUUCAACAUGAAACAUAAAUCUGAAUUCCCAAAAACAGUAGAUCUGUUGUCAUAUCUAAUGCUAUAUUGAGCUUUCUAUAGGCCUAUAAUCAAUCGGGCCCGACGCAAAGCCCGUACGGCGGAACGAGGUGGCGAUGAGCUACCUCGGGUAAGCCCGGGCGGCGACGCCUUGUAAGUCCCUCGUGACACACAGCGGCUCCGACAUUUCCAAUCAGACUCAGCCAAUUAGAACUUCUGACUCACAAGUCUCCUCGGCUCAUCUAAUUCCUUAGUAUUAUCUUUGUUUGUAGUUGAGAAAGAGAGAGAGAGAGAGAG